Messenger RNA from Penicillium nucicola, 789 nucleotides. RefSeq names its product Chromosome segregation in meiosis protein 3. Lineage: Eukaryota; Fungi; Ascomycota; Eurotiomycetes; Eurotiales; Aspergillaceae. Gene Ontology annotation, cellular component: replication fork protection complex; nucleus. The record is from RefSeq and is a predicted model, not a curated record. Gene Ontology annotation, molecular function: DNA binding. The transcript has 3 exons. Gene Ontology annotation, biological process: DNA replication checkpoint signaling; DNA damage response; replication fork arrest. The coding region runs from base 1 to 789 and encodes 262 amino acids.
AUGGCCAACGCGAACGUUUCCGACCACGGAAGUCCAACAAAUGAUUUGAACGAUCUCUUUGAUUACGAUGUUGGCUUGGAUGAGAUCGUCCUAGAUAAAAACACGACUAGCAAUACCAAACCCGCUACAGCAGGGGAUCCUGCGCUCGGUCUUGGUCUCGACGAAGAAGUCAAGGUCACAAAGCAACGACAACCUGUCGCAAAACUCGACGAGAGCCGUUUACUAUCACAAGCGGGAAUCCCUAAGCUACGGCAAUCUGCAAAACGUAAACUGAGAUUUAAAGGCAAAGGGCACGAGUUUUCGGAUGCCGCACGCCUUCUCAACUUCUAUCAGCUAUGGCUUGACGAUCUAUACCCACGAGCGAAAUUCGCAGAUGGCCUGACAAUGAUCGAGAAACUGGGACAUUCAAAAAGAAUUCAAGUCAUGCGAAGAGAAUGGAUUGAGGAGGAGAAACCAAGACCUUUGGACAGCUCUGAGCCUACGCGAGAGAUGCUUGAGAGUUUACAGAUACCUAAAACCGCAACUCAUUUGGGUGAUGGUGAUGCUCCAGCUACCAAAGACCAAGACGAGGCUGGUGAAGGGGACCUAUUCAUUCCAGAUGAUGAAGGCAUACGACCAUCUACCAGCUACCCUGAACCUGAAGACGAUGAUCUAGAUGAUCUACUUAGGGAACAGGACGAGGUGAUGGCUGACUGUCCCUCUGAUACAGUUGCAUCAUCUUCACGACCACCUAAUGAUUUUGAUGACUACGACGCUGAAUACGAAGCUAUGAAGGACCUUGGAAUGUAA